AAAAUGCUUGGGCCGGCCCUGAUACUAGGACAAAAGUAUUACAUGACUCAAAAAAUUUAAAACCUCGUAACAAACAGGGUAAUCAUUGAGAUUACCUUUCCUCUCCUCACAUUAACCCAUUCCAAACAACACCUAGAGUAAUCACAUUACAACUCGCCAAUAAAAGAAUAAAAAGGGUACUGACCAGUAAUGACAGUUAGUCAACAUCUUAUACAAAGAAAUAUUGAAGAAGAUGGGUUUAAAAAUAUGGAAUUAAAACCUUGUACUGUGAGUCAUAUUUAUGUAAAGGGAAAUUUACACCCACUACUGAUUUUUCCCAUUUUAUUACAUUUAUACUGUGCCACGCUGGAAACAACAUUUAUACUGUUUUUUUUUUGGCAGUUUAUUGCCUUGAAACUUUAGCCGUGUAAGGGAUUUAUCAUUGCCACUUGUCACGAUAGGGUUUUGCCACGUUUAUUUUUUUUUUAAAAAAAAUAUUUUUAAUUGUUUGAUUUGACGGUUAUGUGUUCUGAUCAAAAAGUAUUGUAUUUAUGUAUUUUUCUUUUAUUUUUUUUUUAUUAUUUUCGAAUCUAAAUUUUGUAAUUGGUAAUCUCUCUCACCUCAACUGUUCAUCUUCUUCCCCAUUUUCAGUUUUGUUAUACGGUUGUAGUAGUGGGUGGUUUUUUCAUUUUAAAAAAUUUCAAAUCCCAUACCACUAUCUUAAACUUCCCUCUCAUUUUCCCUCCCAUUUUUAUUAUUUUUGUCUAUAAAUACCUUCAUAGUUCUUGAUAAUGGCCGUUACUCGUUCAUCACCAUCUCCGGCCAAAGUUACAAAACCCACAAAACAAUCGCAGAAAACCAGACCCAAAUCAAAAAUGGGUAAAAAAAAUCUGAAAGAGAACCCUCCUAGCCCCACUUCCCCUUCUGUUAAAAGAAAAACCAUUGCUGGACCUUCGAAGAACACUCGAGGAAAAAGACCUCGAACUGUUGUUGAAAAUUCAGACUCAGAUUUUGAGUUGGAUUCUGAAUUUCUUAAGUCGCUUGUUUCUGUUAAGGUAUUUUACUAUUUAUCUGUUGUUGUUUUUCAGGUUUUUUAUUUUUUUUGUUAAAUUCAAUUUUUGAAGUUCAUAUAUCUGGGUAUUUGUUUGUUUUUGUUUAUGUAUUUGUAAUUGUUUUAUAUAUCUUGUUUGCUUUAUUUAUGUGUUUUUGUUAAUUUUUUAUUUGUUGUUUUGUUGGUGUUGUUUUGUUUUAUUUUAGGGUAAGGGUAAAUCCCCUGUAAAGGUGUUGCCAUCAUCAGGUGUUUCUGAAGAAAUUCCUGUUAAUAGGAUUGUUGAGGUUUGUCAUGUUAUGCAUUCUGUUCCAUGUUUUUUUAUUGUUUUUUUGUUGUUGUUAUUUUCGUAGUGUUUUAUGGUGUUUUAUCAGUGUUUUUAUUGUUCUGUUUUUUAGGAUUGGGAAUGCAAGUACACCCGAUCUCAAUUCUAUCAUUCUAGAGUAGUAACAUCUGGGUAUUACUCUGUACUUGGUGACAUUAAGAGAAUUUUAACUGAAAGCCAAUUGGAAAUUUUUUCAAAAUCUGUGUUUGGUUAUUUUCUUCGAAUUCCUGAGUACAUAAUUCAUUACCAAUUGCUUCAUUGUUGCUGCUGAGGGAGGUUCAGCAGCCUAAUGGGUUGGAGUUUUGGGUUUGUGUCCAAGGGAAAUACCUUAGGUUUAGUAUCGAAGAGUUUGCGUUGGUCACGGGGUUAGAUUGUCAUGUUGAUUCUGAUUUUUAUCAGUUUAAGCAAGAUGAUAAUGAAUUGGUCAAACAUUGUUUUAAGGGGUACAAAAAAAUUACCAAGGGUGCUAUUCAGACUGCUUUUAUUGCUGACAAUCUUAAGGAUAACGACGAUCUUGCAGUCAAGUUGGCUGUAUUGUAUUUUGUGCAGUGUUAUUUGUUAGGUGGUCCCCUGGGUAAAGUUGUUUCGUCUGAGGAAAUAGAUGUUGUCGAUAGUGGUCGAUAUAAUGAAUUUGGGUGGGGCAAGCAUUGUUUUGAUAUCACUAUGCAUUCUUUGAAGGGUAAGAUAGAUUCUGGUUAUAAGAGGGUAGUUCGUAGUGACGAGGAUGGUGGGUAUUACAGGUUAUUGGGUUUUCCUUUGGCUAUUCAAUUCUGGUUUUUCGAGUGUUGCCCGUAUGUUAUUGGGAAACUGUCCUUGUACUCAAAUGUUGGCAUUCCAAGGAUUUUGAAUUGGCCUAAAUUACCCAAGGACAAGGAGGGUAUGGUGAAAAUGGAUGUCAUGAACACCCUCAUUUUCGAUCGGUCUUUGAAAGAGUUAAAAUUAAGAAACAUCACUCCAACUUCCGUUGAGAGAUUGAGUUUGAGCCUCACUGAUUUUUUCUCUGGUGAGACUACUCCCGAGGCUGUAAAAUUCAAAAUUAAAGGUGGUUCCAAGCCUGCUGGUCAACCUGGCUUGAUGGGUUCUUCUUCAUCAUCUGCUCAUGAGAAUGUCUCCCGAGUUGAGUUUGAGGAAUUUAAAAAGUGUUUAUCUGUUGUUGUCAGCCAGCAAGGGAUUCUUAUGAAAUCUGUUGCUGAGAUGAACAAGAAGCUGGACAUUCUUAUUGAGUCAUCCCAAGGUGGUCUUACUCACAAUGGAUCUCAGUCUGAAGAUGCUCUUCGUACUUCAGAAAAUGAGGAUGAUGAAGAUUCCACUUCGGAGGAAGACGAGGAUGAUAAAUUCGACGAUGACAAAGGAGAUGAUCAUCAUGACGAUGAAACUGAUGAUGAUGAUGAUGAUCUGGGUGGAGAUGGUGUUGGUGCUGGUCAGGAUGAGGCUCACACGGGCGAUGUUCGUAACGAUGAGGGUGUUGUUGUCCCCGAGGUUGUUUCGAGGGAUGAUGAUACCGGCAAGGUGGAUGAUGCCAAGAAUUCUGACCCUGUGGAACCUAUUGCAGAGAUCAAACAGCCUGAACAGUCUCAAGGUGGGGAGGACAACAUUGAUGUUGAUGCAACAAUUGCAUCUGCUGUUAAAGCUGUGGAGAAUUUGAUUGGUUCCUCAACUAAUGCCCCUGCUCCUGUUGAGACUUAUGAGAAGACUGAUCUAGAAAUGGUUGUUUUUCAAGAGACUCCUAUUUUACGUCCUCAAAAGAGGGAUCGGAAGAAAGGAGCUGUUUUGAAAUCCCCAUUCAUUGAGCUUGCUUCUGGUGCAUCUAAAUCAGGUUCAUCCUCAGUUUCUCCUGAUGAUUCUGUGUAUAAGGUCGUUAAAUAUGUGCGUGGUUUGUGCCCGUUGGACAACAAGAUUGGUGAACCUGUCGAUCCGCAAUUGGAAGCUGAGUUUGUCAAGUGGGUUGAUACAGGUCUUAGAAAGCAUAAAUCUAACACAACAACUAAUGUGUAUUGUAAGGGUAAGGACACAAUAUUUCCGCCAUUUCGUUUUGGUGUUGAGGACAUCAGCAACAAGAUGUGGUUUCACAACCUUGCCUACCCUAAUUGUUUCCUUACCAAUUCUCACAUUGACAUCAUUUUCUAUUAUCUUCGUAAGAAAAUAAUGUACUCAGCCGAGCCGAAAAUCAAAGUCACCACAACUGAUUGCCUGUUUUGUUCUAGCAUAACAACUUUGUAUGAGAAGUUUGUUGAGAAAAACAACGAUAUAUCGGUGUUGUCUCUUUCUCACAAUGUGGCCCAGUACAUUCAAGGUGGUAAGAUAUUAUGUGCCACUCCUUGGCAUUUGGUUGAUCAUGUUGUUAUGCCUAUCAAUGUAAAAUUACAGGAUCAUUGGAUUUGUGGUCGUCUUAACAUAGUUGACAGGCGCAUAUAUCUGUACAAUUCAUUGCGUUCUGGGAGGUAUAUGACAGCUGCCAAAGAGGCUUGCAAGCCUUUCUCUGUUAUUUUACCAUAUUACUUCUCUAUGUUAGACUUCAAAGGCCUUCGCAACGAAGCUAAGUUUAGCACUAUGGAACCUUUCCCUAUUGUUGCUGUUGAUGGUUUACCCGAGCAGGUCACAGCUGAUUGUGGUGUUUUUGUUGCAUCAUUUGCUGAGUAUUUCAUUGAUGGCAAACCCAUCCCAUCCUCUGAUUUUGAUGUGGAAAUUCACCGCGAUCGUUUGGCUGUGUUAUUUUAUCAAUAUGGGAUGAAGAAGCAAACUGAGAACAUUGAAAGUGAAUCCGAGGCCCCUCCCAGCCUUCCCAAGAAGUGAUUUGUUUUUUCAAUCAGACUGUCAUUGUUCUUAUAGUUUUUUAAUGUUGUUUUAAUAUUUUUUAUGUUGUUUUUCUUAAACAAACAUUGGUGUUAUGUUGUGUUUCCUUACGUUUUGUGUGGACAACAUGUAAUCUUUUUAUUUUUGUAUGUUUUUUCUUAUUAUUUUUAUGUACAAACAAGUUGGUAUGUUAAAGUUGUUUGUUUUUUCAUUUCA
Molecule: messenger RNA, 4361 nt
Organism: Cannabis sativa
Lineage: Eukaryota; Viridiplantae; Streptophyta; Magnoliopsida; Rosales; Cannabaceae
Exons: 8
Coding region: 2016-4145 (709 amino acids)
Biological process (GO): proteolysis
Molecular function (GO): cysteine-type peptidase activity
Source: RefSeq, a predicted model, not a curated record